Psammomys obesus (fat sand rat) is the source of this 1368-nucleotide messenger RNA. Its product is annotated as breast carcinoma-amplified sequence 1 homolog. Bases 85 to 438 code for a protein of 117 amino acids. NCBI's taxonomy places the organism in Eukaryota, Metazoa, Chordata, Mammalia, Rodentia, Muridae. The record is from RefSeq and is a predicted model, not a curated record. The transcript has 3 exons. Gene Ontology annotation, biological process: myelination.
GUCUGUUUGUUAUUGUAGUCAGUGAAAGGGAAUGAAGGGGUUCCCCGCUCAGAAGAAAGUAACGGGAGAGACUUCGGCUGCCAAAUGUCAAACUCUCCAGAGAAGACGCCCUCGCCCCCAGAGCCGGAGCCCGUGGGAACAGCCCAGAAAAGCAAGGAGACCUCCUCGAAGGACAAGAAAUCGGUAGACAAGAAGUCAGUGGCUGAGACCAACAAGCAGAAGAGCAGCAAACAGGACGCCAGAGAACCAGUGCAGGGUGCUCAGCAGCCCACAGUGGAAGCAAACUUGCUGCAGAAUGGGGACAAGACCCCAAAGAGGUCUGAGAAGCGGCGACAGUCCCUGGGGGGCUUCCUGAAGGGCCUGGGACCAAAGCGGAUGUCAGAUGCCCAAGUGCAAACAGACCCUGUAACGAUUGGACCAGUUGGAAAAUCCAAGUAAACAAACCACCCAGUUCCCACCGGGUUCUCCCAUCCGUCUCCGAGCUGUGUAUAUAUUUGUUUUCCUCCUGGCCAGCCAGUGGAAUUCUGCCUACCACUUCAACCUGAAUUGAUGUAGAUCAAGGUGUAUUAUUUACGUCUCCGGUCCGGUCUUUCCUGGCAGAUAAGUGUAAAAAUGGGUUAGCAGGUUAACUAGUUGAUCGAGGGGACCUGCUGAGUGCCAGGUGCGGGAGAGAGUAGGUAGUUAAAGGCAUCUGUGUUAAGUUAAGGAAAAAAAAAAAACAAAAAAAACAACAUGGCAGUAUCCAGUAAGUUGUACAAGAAAAAUGCUUAUAAGAAAAAGAAUAUUCUGCUUUGUAGCAAGUGUAGAUUCAUCCUCUAAGCCUGAGGGGGGGGAAGGAGAAAAACAUUUUUUUUUUCCAGUUCACACUUUGGGGGAGGAGGACUCGGGACAGGCCCUGCCCUGGGCAUCUGCCAACUUUAUAGAAUGGAAUGUGUGGGCUGUGAAGAGGAAUGGGGAAGAGUUGCUUUUCAAAUAGGGUCCUUGAAAGUGAAGGGGAGUGAUUGACUGCAAUGAUUUGGGGAACAAUUAUUUCUGAGGUGCAGGAACAAGGGCACGGAUUACCAACUCCAAAAGAAAAACACAGAGGAAAAUGAACUAAAGCUGCAGGUUUAUUUUGUAACACAAGGCGGCACCAAGACCUCCGCUUUUCCCUUUGCAUCCGGCACCCCUAACAAAAGACUUGUCUCUGCGAUAUUUCGUUAUUAAUGUUUCUCAGAUGGCUGAGGGACCUGCUUCAUCUGUUCCGUCUGACACUUAUCUCACGCCUGUCUGUAAUGUCCUAAUGUUUUCAUGAUGUGCUCUGAUAAAAAAAAAAAAAAACCUUCCCCUAACCCAGUUAAUAAAAAUUGACAGAAGAUUAUGCAAAUA